Messenger RNA from Ctenocephalides felis (cat flea), 1506 nucleotides. RefSeq names its product vacuolar protein sorting-associated protein 13-like. The record is from RefSeq and is a predicted model, not a curated record. Gene Ontology annotation, cellular component: extrinsic component of membrane. The transcript is spliced from 9 exons. The coding region runs from base 1 to 1506 and encodes 501 amino acids. Lineage: Eukaryota; Metazoa; Arthropoda; Insecta; Siphonaptera; Pulicidae. Gene Ontology annotation, biological process: protein retention in Golgi apparatus; protein targeting to vacuole.
AUGCAUUUACAUUGCAAAAUUAAUAAAAUACAAGUCGAUAAUCAAAUGAAAGAAUGUGCUUUUCCAGUUGUUCUUACCGCCGUUGGAACUCGGAAAACUAUUGUUAAUAUUGUUGUAAAGCCUUUCUUAGAACUGAGUAUUGUGAAACGAUUAAUACCACAUUCGUCUCUUCAGCAAUAUAAAUAUUUUAAGUUGCUUAUUCAAGAAUUUCAUAUCAAGUUGGAUAUAUCAUUCAUCAACGCAAUUGUGGCAAUGUUGGAAACUAGUUCCACAUCUGAAGAGGAAGCGGCUACACUUUUUGCUCAGGAUUUAAAAUUAGCAGAUAAUGAAUUAUGGCAAUUAUUUGAGUCGGGUUCACAGAAGGAAUCAAAAAAUUUUUAUGACCUUCUACAUUUUUCUCCACUGAAAAUACAUUUAAGCUUUUCUAUGACGGCCAUGGAUUCCACUCCUACAAUAAUAGCAGUUCUUUUACAAGGAAUCGGGGUCACUUUAACAGAGAUGCAUGACGUCGUAUUGAGGCUUGGUUUCUUUGAAAGAACCUAUUGUAUGCUCUCGAAUAGCCAGUUGAUCCAUCAAGCAGUUUCUCACUACACCAGCCAAGCGGUUAAGCAAGCUUAUGUUCUGAUGUUGGGUCUGGAUGUCCUAGGAAAUCCAUUUGGUUUGGUCGUCGGAUAUACCAAAGGAUUUGGUGAUUUAUUUUAUGAACCUUUACGGGGUGCUAUACAAGGUCCAAACGAGUUUGCAGAAGGUCUAUAUAUUGGUAUGAGAAGUUUAUUUGGUCACACAAUUGGUGGUACAGCUGGCGCAGUAUCUAAAAUUACAGGAGCAAUGGGGAAAGGCAUUGCUGCAAUGACUUUUGAUAAAGAAUAUCAACAUCGAAGAAGAAAAAUGAUGAGUAAACCACCCGUAAAUUUGUCGCAAAAUCUUAUUAGAUGCAGUAAAGGAUUAGUUAUGGUACAAAAAAUAAUAACACUUAAAGGAUUCGUCAAAGGCGUCGGCAAAGGCGCGAUUGGGCUGGUGGCAAGACCUACAACAGGAAUCAUUGAUUUUGCAGCUGAUACAUUCGGAGCCGUUAAAAGGGCAACUGAUUUGGAAAAUGAAAGCAGCAGGCGCCGUCUGCCAAGAUUUUUGCAUCCAGAUGGGUUGCUGAGACCUUAUUCGACUUUAAGCGCCGAAGGUUCAAGACUUUUGUCAGAAGUCGAAGAAGGUCGAUAUGCUAAAGAACUUUAUGAAGGUCACAUUUGGUUAAUUAAAGGCAAACAGACCCUUAUGUUGACAGAUGAAAGAAUUUUGAUACUUGAGAAGGGUGAAGUUUUUGGAACCUGGAAGACUACGUGGAGUGAAUUGUGGACAGAUAUACAUGCGAUUGACCAAAUCGGAGAUUAUACUAUAAGAAUAAAUGGCGUACAAUUCAAAGAACUUUAUUUGCCUACAAAUUUAAUAGAACAAUUUUUUAUGCAAAUGGAUAAACUACGUAGAGAAGCCAAAUGCACUGAAGCGCUAUAA